UUGUAACCAGCUGCCUACACGUGUGUCUAUGAGCAGGUGAAAUGGCCAGCGCUUCGGUAUUUCAGGACGAGUUCAGCUGUCCAAUCUGUCUGGAUCUACUGAAGGACCCAGUGACUGUUCCCUGUGGACACAGUUUCUGUUUGACCUGCAUUACUGGCUGCUGGGAUCAAGAAGACCAGAAGGGUGUUUACAGCUGCCCCCAGUGCAGGGAGCCUUUCACCCCAAGGCCUGUACUGGGUAGAAACACAAUGCUGACCGAAGUGGUGGAGAAGCUGAAGAAAACUGAAAUCCAUUCUGACGAUAAGGUUGUAUGCUGUACUGGAGCAAAUGAUGUGGAGUGCGAUUUUUGCACUGAGACAAAAGAGAAAGCCAGCAAGUCGUGUCUUACGUGCAUGGGAUCUUACUGUGAAGUUCACAUCCAGCCUCACUAUGAAGUGGCCUGCUUAAAAAAGCACAUAUUAGUGAAUGUCACAAAGAUACAACAGAGGAUAUGCUCCCAACAUUACAAAAUCAUUGAAGUAUUUUGCCGCACAGAUGAGGAGCUGAUCUGUUUGCUCUGCUCAAUGGAUGAUCACGACGGGCAUAAAACCGUCUCCGCGAUAGCAGAACGAACUGAAAAGCAGAAAACGUUGUUAGAGAUGAAGGAGGACAACCGGUGUCUAAUUCAGCAGAAGGAGGAGGAGGUGGAGGAAGUGAAACAGGCUCUGGAGUCACUGCAGGUCUCCGCACAGGCAGCUGUUGAGGAGACUGAUAGGAUCUUCACUGAGCUGAUCAGCUUCAUGGAGCAAAAGCGCUCUGAGGUGACCGAGUCGAUCAGAGCUCAAGAGAGGGCAGAGGUGAGUCGAGCUGAAGGACUCCUGGAGCAGCUGGAGCUGGAGAUCACUAAACUGAAGAGCCGAGAUGCUGAGAUGGAGAAACUUCAGCCAAUAGAGGACCCUGUUGAUUUCCUACAGAGUUUCAAAUUACAUCUCACUUCUACAUCUGAGGAUUUUCCCAAGGUCACUUUUGAACCAGAGUUCUCCUUCAGUAAAAUAUUGAAAGAAGUUUCCCCAUAUCUGAGGGAGAAAACAAUAGAGUUCCUCCAGGAAAUACAUGAAGUCUCAGGCUUCAUGAAGGGGGACAUGGUCAAACUGAAGACUCCUGAGACCAUUAACAAGACUUGUCCACGCAUUACGUACAACACCUGUGGGUACAAGCACCGUUAUGACAUCACUGUUGGUGGUGUGGGUGUGGUAUCAGCUUUGACCGGGACUUGUUUGACUGUUGUUGACUUCCCUGAUCACUCUGGCUGGAAGGGGUUAUCAUCUAAGUUGGAACUGGUUUUAGCAAUACAUUAAAAUUCAGAAACCCUUAUCACGUGUACUUACAGUGACAUUUAUUUUUGACCAAACCACAGUAUCCCUGGUAAAUGCUUUACUUACUGGUACUGGUACCUCAUUUAUUAAUGUAAUGUAAAACCAUUGUAGAAUUUUUAGUUGAUUGUGUUGCUCUUACAUCCCAUAAAGUACAACAAUCUGAAUAUAGUCUUAGUGCAUGCCAUUUUUGCAGUUUGUUAACAUUUGUAAUGUUGAAAUUAAUUGUCCUUGUACCCUAGUCAUGGAGUUGUAUUUGUGGACUCUUUGCUUCUAAAUCAGUAAGACUCUGGAAUUUAUUUUUAUGUGAUGUGUAUUGUAAGGGAAGGUAAAAAAUAAUACAUUUAUAUGUAACAGAUUUAUUAGUUCCAGUGUUUAUUAAGUGCUAUUGUUGGUGUUUACCAGUCAAGUAAGCAAAAGCUUUCAAUAUAACUCUAAACGGACAUCUCCUUGCUUUAUGAAACAUUCCUAAUAAAUUAUUGAACACUAAA
Alosa alosa (allis shad) is the source of this 1843-nucleotide messenger RNA. Its product is annotated as E3 ubiquitin/ISG15 ligase TRIM25-like. Bases 42 to 1337 code for a protein of 431 amino acids. The record is from RefSeq and is a predicted model, not a curated record. Gene Ontology annotation, molecular function: zinc ion binding. Lineage: Eukaryota; Metazoa; Chordata; Actinopteri; Clupeiformes; Clupeidae. The transcript is spliced from 6 exons.